This is a messenger RNA of Zonotrichia leucophrys gambelii, 189 nucleotides long. RefSeq names its product putative autophagy-related protein 11. The transcript has 2 exons. The annotation marks the transcript as partial. The record is from RefSeq and is a predicted model, not a curated record. NCBI's taxonomy places the organism in Eukaryota, Metazoa, Chordata, Aves, Passeriformes, Passerellidae.
AACGACGAAAAACGGCGAAAAAACGACGAAAAACGGUGGAAAAAUGACGAAAAACGGUGGGAAAAUGAUGAAAAGAUGGCGGAAAAAUGACAAAAAACGAGGAAAAAAUGGGAGAAAAAUUUAAAAAAAAAUGAAGAAAAAUUUGAAAAAAAUUGAAGAAAAAUUAGGAAAAAAUGGGAGAAAAAUUUG